UGAAACCAAACAUUUAUGGACUUUCAAAUCCCAACAUUGCCCUCUUCUCUCUCCUCUUAAUGAGCAAUGUCUGCAUCCCCCAAAAGGAUCCAGAUCUGCUUGAUCAGCGCUCUGCUCAUUUGGGUAGACCCAUUUCAGAGAUUUCAUUGCAGAAAGAAUGGCAGAGUCUGAGUGAUGAGAAGAAAUCUUAUUACUGUUGAGUAGCGAGGGAGAUACGCAGAAACAAAAAUAAAAGGGUGACUGAGAAAAGAUCUUCUCCUCCCAAACAAGGAAAGCAAAAUCUCAGCCUUUUUGGGCUCACUUCUUUUUUUGGGACUAGGAGUAGCUAUAUAAAGGAACCCUUUUUAGUACUGGGUUAUACGCUGUAAUGACUUUGCUCAGACUUUCUCAGUCUUCAGCUUAGACUGUGCUGUACUGGAAGAAGAAGAUUAUAGAGUAUAGACAGACAGAGAGAGAGUUAUGAGAGAAGAUAAUGGCUUUAAUAAGAGAAGGCUAUUGGGGUUGUUGCAGUGAUUAGUAAACAGAGGGUUUCUUUUUUAGUGUGUGAGAAAUUGGAUUAGAGAAGAAGAAGGUUUAAAAAAAUUUGGGCUUCACGGGAUUGUCAGUGGGUAUCUUUCAUUUUUAGUACACGUUGCUCCAGAAAGGUUUGUGUUUUAGGGAGAGAAGGAAGCGGUGGAGGUGUUAAGUGCUUUUUGCUAGUGUUUGAGUCGGUGGACAAAGUGGGUUGUGUGUGUGUGUGUAAACAUUUCAAUCGGCGCCUUUUUUGAAUUUACGAUUCAAGAAGAAGAAGGUGGUCUGUUCCUAACUCCACAUUCUAGAGAGAGGAAUAUGGGGAGAGCUAGAAGAUGGUUGAAGGCUCUGUUGGGGAUGAAGAAAGAGAAAGACCCUCUUGAGCUUCCAAAUAGUACUACCAAUACUACUCGGCCUGGUGAUCGGAAAGAGAAGAGAAGGUGGAGUUUCGGCAAGUCAUUGAAAGAUGCAAGUCCAAUUAGUCAUGUCCCGGCUAAUCUUCCCCCGAAUGUUUCCCCUGCUGACUCAGCCUGGCUCAGAUCCUAUCUUGCCGAGACAGAGAAGGAACAGAACAAGCACGCAAUUGCGGUGGCUGCUGCCACUGCCGCCGCUGCUGACGCUGCCGUGGCUGCUGCUCAGGCGGCGGUGGCGGUUGUGAGGCUGACGAGCAAGGGCUGUGGAGGAGACUUGUUUGGUAAGAGAGAGAGAUGGGCGGCAAUGAGGAUUCAGACUGUUUUCAGAGGCUAUUUGGCCAGGAAGGCGCACCGAGCUCUUAGAGGACUUGUUAAGUUGCAGGCUCUUGUUAGAGGCUUUCUUGUCAGGAAACGAGCUGCUGCUACUCUUCAUGGUAUGCAAGCUCUUAUUAGAGCACAGACAAGUGUCCGAUACCAGCGAGCACGUCGUUCUUUCAAUAAAGAGAACAGGUUCCUACCCGAAAGCAGGCCUAGGAAGUCCAUUGAGAGAUUUGAUGAAGCAAGAAGUGAAUUUUAUAGCAAGAGGCUUUCUGCAACUUAUGAACCUUCUCUUAAUGGCUUUGAUGAAAGCCCAAAGAUUGUUGAAAUCGAUACCUUCAGAACCAGAUCCAAGUCUCGCCGAUUCAACACCGUCUUAUCUGAAUAUGGCGAAGAUGUGCCUUACACCACUUCGCCACUGCCAUGUCCAAUUCCAACUCGCAUUACUGUACCUGGGGGCCAGCAGCUUCAGGAUUAUGAAUGGUACUUCAAUGCUGAUGAAUGCAAGUUCAGUACAGCCCAUAGUACCCCCCGUUUGGCCAGCUCUUUUCGGUCUAAUGCACCCAGUACACCUGCCAAGAGUGUUUGUGGAGACAGCUUCUUUCAUCCUUACUCAAACUGCCCAAACUAUAUGUCAAGCACCAAGUCAUUUAAGGCCAAAUCAAGGUCCCACAGUGCACCGAAGCAAAGGCCUGAACCCCUGCCUAGGAAGAGGCUUUCCCUUGAUGAAAUAAUGGCAGCAAGAAACAGUGUGAGUGGCAUUCGAAUGCAUCGACCCUACAACCAAGUCCAAGAAGAAACAGUGUGAGGAAGCAGCUGCGAUGGGAAGACUAGCCUCUUUCUUAGAUCAAAAUCAGGAAGCACUUGCAUAGCAGAUGGUAAAGAAACAGAUUGGAGAGGAUAAGAGCUUCUCCAAGCCUUAUUUUCCCACUUUAGUAAUUGACAAUGAAUAGGGUAGAACACAGUGCUUUGUAAAUUCUUCGUUAAUUUUCUCAACAGUUUCUUUCUAAUUGUGUCUUAUGAGCAAUGAAUUAAUGAAAUGAGAGGAGCUUCAAUA
This is a messenger RNA of Rosa rugosa (rugosa rose), 2298 nucleotides long. Its product is annotated as protein IQ-domain 26. The record is from RefSeq and is a predicted model, not a curated record. The transcript has 4 exons. Bases 829 to 2049 code for a protein of 406 amino acids. Gene Ontology annotation, molecular function: protein binding. Lineage: Eukaryota; Viridiplantae; Streptophyta; Magnoliopsida; Rosales; Rosaceae.